This is a messenger RNA of Zerene cesonia (dogface butterfly), 4030 nucleotides long. RefSeq names its product NAD(+) hydrolase sarm1-like (gene Sarm). NCBI's taxonomy places the organism in Eukaryota, Metazoa, Arthropoda, Insecta, Lepidoptera, Pieridae. Gene Ontology annotation, molecular function: signaling adaptor activity; protein binding; NAD+ nucleosidase activity. Gene Ontology annotation, cellular component: dendrite. The coding region runs from base 20 to 3970 and encodes 1316 amino acids. The record is from RefSeq and is a predicted model, not a curated record. The transcript is spliced from 13 exons. Gene Ontology annotation, biological process: signal transduction; negative regulation of MyD88-independent toll-like receptor signaling pathway; response to axon injury.
GUAGUGAAAAUUAGUGAAAAUGCGUCGAAAAGAGCCUGUUCUCACCAGUGGAAGUCGAAGUUUGAUAGCGACGAGAACUUGCCAACAACAGCAACGGAGAUUACAGAGUUCAAAGAGUCAUUUACCACGGAGCUACUCAUCCCCGGCCUCUGAAAUAGAGCAAGACACACACACGAAACAGAACAAGUACAUAAGGAGUUAUUCAUCCCCUGAGCCAAAACCGACCAGUUCAAGACGAAGUUCCAUUUAUAGUACGAGUAGACCCAGGUUACACAGUUCAAGAAGUGAAAUCGACUCUGAUGUUGAAAAUUAUGAACAAUUUGAAGAUGGCUUCUUGGAUAUUGAUGCAGAUGUUGAGAAUCCUUUUCGACAAUUUAAUAUAAGCUGUGAAGUGGAUGAACCCAAGAAAGUUAUUACAACGUUAUUGCCAGGAAGCGGCUUACAAAAAGUUAAGAUCAAACCAGUACAGAGCAGUAAUCAUGCAAAGCAAAUUGGACAUGGAGCUAGAGAUUGUACAAAAACUCAAAAGAGUAAAGGGAUAGCUCGCUUCAAUUUUCGGCCCCUUAUUGUGAAGAUGCCGAGUCAAGCUCUGCCGCUAGAAAGUCAAUCAGCGAGCAUUGAAGAAUUGCAGUCGUCACCACCUUUGGAAGUUGAAGUAGCUGCUAUUGAAAAAGAAAUGAUUGAUGCUGAAUUUUUACUGGACAAGGGGGUAACUAUUGCUAUGGAGGAAAGCGAUAGCGACACGGUACGUUCAGAAGAAUCUCUGCUCUCACCAGAAAAAAGCACAAAGUCUGCUCGAUGGAUACCAGAAUUCGGUUUGGAUGGCAACAACACGUUGAAACACAACGGCAGCACCAAGGACCUGGCUUCCGUCAUGGAGAACUUGAAGAAGACCAGCCUUGUCUCCAGGCAGAACCAAACUCUGAAUACUCAGGUUUCCAGUUCCUCAAAACAACAGAUGGUGUCUAGUGCGACUUCUAGCAGUGCUGCUUCAAGCCAACGCGUGCAGAGUUCGUCCCAACGGGCUAGCUCUAUUAAAUCAGAUUUGACUGAAUUGAAGAGUUCCAUAUCCGAAAUGAAAACCCUAAGCAACACUGCGGCUUUAAAUUUUGGACAAAGAUUGCGUAGCUCGAUGGAGAACAUUGUGGAUCAAGACGAUAUGAACCAGAGGCACAUACCUGAUAUACGUGAUCUCAGUGAAAUGGGCGAUAUCAGCGACAUUGGGGACAUGACCGAUCUCGCCGGUGAUGGUCCUCUCGUUACCUUCCCAGAAUCAGAUACCCCACCGCCUGAUAAACAGUGUCUCUUGGCGCCAACGACUGUAGCUAUAGGCUCAAAUGCAGCAAACGAAUUGAAAUAUAGUGCAGCCCGUAUGACUUCUGCGAGUUCCACCCGCGUAGUCACGGACGGGUUUAGUGCAUCAAAAUCAGCAGCAAAUAGUUCCAGAACGAGGCGGUUGCAGCACGGGGACAUGCAAUAUGCAGAACACAGCGCCGCUGGAGCCUCUCACAGGCUCUUGCAGGCUGAGGGAUUAACAGCUGAACAAAACGCCGCCUAUCUUCAAGAGAAGCGAUCGCUGCAAGCUGGUGAGGUUACAGCGCAAGAAGCGAACAAUAUGUCCGCUUCUAGUUCGAGGCUCCAAACCGAAGCCUUCAGCGCUGAGAAAAAAGCCAUGGCAUCGUCACAGGCCCGACAAACUGUCACAUCAAGUGGCAUGUUCAGUCAUAAAGAGCACUCAUCACAUUCAAAUAUGACCAUUUCUAGCAAAAAUCUCACAACUAAAUCUACUUUACUAUCGUCUCAGAUGAGUCAACUGCUAAACGGAACAAUCAAACCAGGCGAUGAAGAUCUUUCAAAUUUAACAUUCGAAGACUUGGACAAAUUAAAUGCUAACUCUAACGAAAAAGAUGUUGAUUUAGCAAUACAAAAGUAUUCACAUCGAAUGAAUGCAUUUAUAACGGCGAUAAAAAAUAAUCAAAUGGACAUGAAAAACGCCUGUGUACAUUUUAACAAAUUAAAUGAAAUGUUAAGAAGAGCGUGGGCGGUCCCUACGUAUGGACACGAGUUAGGGUAUUCAUUAUGCAACACUUUACGCACUUCUGGUGGCCUCGACAUUCUUAUGGAAAACUGUUUAGAAUCAAAUAACCCUGAUCUACAGUUCUCUUCGGCAAAACUUCUAGAACAAUGCCUUACAACCGAAAACCGAGCGCACGUCGUUGAAAAUGGUCUAGAGAAAGUUGUCAAUGUGGCCUGUGUCUGUACGAAACAUGCACAUGCAGAUCAUUCGAGAAUAGGAACUGGAAUAUUGGAACACUUGUUCAAACAUAGCGAAGGCACGUGUAGUGACGUCAUCAAAUUAGGAGGCUUAGACGCAGUUCUAUUUGAGUGUAGAAAGAACGAUAUAGAAACACUACGUCACUGUGCCACUGCCCUUGCUAACUUGUCCCUAUACGGUGGAGCGGAAAACCAGGAAGCUAUGAUCAAAAGGAAAGUUCCCAUGUGGUUGUUUCCUCUAGCCUUCCAUAACGACGACAAUAUUAAAUACUACGCUUGUCUUGCUAUCGCUGUUUUGGUCGCUAAUAAGGAAAUAGAAGCAGCUGUGCUGAAAUCCGGUACAUUGGAUUUAGUAGAGCCAUUCGUAACUACACACAAUCCUUCUGAAUUCGCACGUUCAAACCUAGCUCAUGCGCACGGUCAGAGUAAGAACUGGUUGCAAAGGCUAGUUCCAGUAUUGAGUUCGAAAAGAGAGGAAGCGAGAAAUCUGGCUGCCUUCCACUUUUGUAUGGAGGCGGGGAUUAAGAAGCAGCAGGGAAACACUGAGAUAUUUAGGGAAAUAGGUGCAAUAGAGUCAUUGAAGAAAGUAGCCAGCUGUCCUAACGCUGUCGCAUCCAAAUACGCUGCGCAAGCAUUAAGGCUUAUCGGGGAAGAAGUGCCUCACAAGCUGUCGCAACAGGUACCCCUCUGGUCCAUAGAAGAUGUACGAGAAUGGGUGAAGCAAAUUGGCUUUUCAGAAUAUGCAACGAAUUUCUACGAAAGCAGGGUAGACGGAGAUUUAUUAUUGCAAAUUACAGAAGAGAAUCUUAAAGAAGACAUCGGUUUGCAUAAUGGAAUCAAGCGGAAGAGAUUCACGAGGGAACUGCAGCAGCUGAAGAAAAUGGCUGACUACAGUUCGCGGGACACGGGCAACCUCAACGAGUUCCUGCAAGGCAUCGGCGUGGAGUACACAAUAUACACGUACUCCAUGUUAAACGCGGGCGUCGACAAGGAGUCCAUCCGCGGCUUGAGCGACGAACAGUUGGAGAAGGAGUGCCAUAUUCUCAACAGUAUACAUAGAUUAAGGAUUUUAAACGCUAUUAGAGCAUAUGAAAGCAGACUUCCAAUAAAAGGAGAAGAAAAUUUAGAAAAGAAUUUGGACGUGUUUGUUAGUUACCGAAGAUCCAAUGGUUCCCAAUUAGCCAGCCUAUUAAAAGUCCAUCUCCAAGUUAGAGGGUUCACAGUAUUCAUAGAUGUGGAGAGACUGGAGGCUGGCAAAUUUGACAAUAACCUAUUGCAAAGUAUUAAACAGGCGAAGCAUUUCCUUCUGGUGCUGACCCCUAACGCCUUGGACAGGUGUAAGCAUGAUAAUGAACAGAAGGAUUGGGUGCAUCGGGAGAUAGUGGCAGCGUUACAAUCGCAGUGCAACAUAGUGCCGAUAAUCGACAACUUCGAGUGGCCCGAGCCGGAGGAGCUGCCGGAGGACAUGCGCGCCGUCUGCCACUUCAACGGCGUCCGCUGGAUACACGACUAUCAGGACGCGUGUGUGGAGAAACUGGAAAGUUUCCUCCGCGGCAAGUCGAACCUCGCCACCCGGCUGGACGGGUACCGCGGGCGCGGGGAGCAGACCCCCGGCACGGCCAGCAUCGGCCGCGGCCCGCCCAACUACCAGCGCAUGCAGUCCACCGAGAGCCGCGGCAGCGACAAGAACGACUGACUAGAGCCCUUGCACACCCUGCCGCCUGUCCGGCCGAAACGUAGCCGGCAAUCAUCAGUA